Molecule: messenger RNA, 2259 nt
Organism: Capsicum annuum
Lineage: Eukaryota; Viridiplantae; Streptophyta; Magnoliopsida; Solanales; Solanaceae
Product: LRR receptor-like serine/threonine-protein kinase GSO1
Exons: 4
Coding region: 1-2259 (752 amino acids)
Molecular function (GO): protein binding
Source: RefSeq, a predicted model, not a curated record
AUGGGAACCAACAAUUUCCAUGGAAAUUUGCCUCAAGAAAUGACACACUUGCUUCGGCUUAAGUUUCUUGAUUUAAGUUUCAACAACUUCGGAGGGGAGAUUCCUUCUUGGUUUGGGUUUUUACACAGGCUUCAAGUUCUUAAUAUUAGAAACAAUAGUUUCACUGGUUCCAUCCCUUCUUCAUUUUCUAAUAUUUCCACACUUGAGACUUUGAAUCUAGAUUUCAAUUCCAUAGAGGGCCAAAUACCAAAAGUGAUUGGAAACCUUAGAGUAUUAAAAUUGAGGGGUAACACUCUCAUAGGCUCUAUUCCUCUGCCGCUCUCGAAUGCCUCAAGGUUGGAGACUUUACAUAUAUCUUAUAAUUCACUUCAAGGAAACAUUCCAGAAGGGAUCGGCAACCUUCACAACAUGAAAGUUCUAUCCAUACAAGAUAAUCAGCUGACGGGUUCUAUACCUUUCAAAUUUUUCAAUAUUUCUAGAAUCGAAGUCAUUGCAUUUAGUGGCAAUAGCUUAUCAGGAUAUCUUCCCUAUGGUUUAUGCAAUGGUCUCCCAACACUCGAAGGGCUUUAUUUAUGGAAAAACAAGCUUUGCGGUUAUAUGCCUACAAGUUUGUCGAAUUGUUCACAACUUCAAAUUUUGGCUUUACCGGAUAAUGAGUUUGGUGGACCAAUGCAUAGUGAAUUUGGAAGAUUGAGGAUAAUUCCACAAGAAAUUGAAAAUCUUGUUAAUUUGGUAGAGUUAGCUAUGGAGAAAAACCAGAUUACCGGCUCUGUCCCGAUCUCCAUAUUCAAUAUCUCAUUGUUGCAAAUUUUGUCUGUGUGGGAGAACAAUCUUAGUGGAUUCUUACCAUGGGAGAAAAGCAGUCUCAUUGAGUUGGAGGAACUUCGUCUUGCAUUUAAUAGUUUUGGUGGUUCACUCCCAAUGGAGAUCUUCAACAUAUUAGGGUUGAGAGUAAUUGAUCUUACAAACAACAAUCUAUCUGGAAGCCUCCCACCAAACAUGGGUUCUAUCUUACCCAACAUUGAAGAGCUUUAUAUGGGCAACUUAACCAAUCUUGUUGGGAAUAUUCCUCAUUCCAUCUCCAAUUGUUCAAAACUUACUAUUCUAGAGCUUUCAAGCAACAAACUCAUAGGCUUGAUUCCCUACUCACUUGGAUAUUUGACUCAUCUACAGUAUCUAAAUUUAGGGGGAAACAAUUUAACCAGCGACUCAUCAUUAAGCUUCCUAAUUUCCUUAACCAAUUGCAGAAAUUUAACAACUCUAGCUCUAUAUUUGAAUCCUCUAAAUGGCAUGCUUCCUGCCUUCGCGGGGAACCUUUCCACAUCUUUGAGAACAUUUGUUGCCUACAGUUGCAAGAUCAAAGGGAGAAUUCCAAAUGAUUUUAGGAACUUAAGCAGCUUAUUAUACCUUGAUCUUUCAGCAAACAGCUUGGCUGGAUCGAUUCCCAUAACAAUUGGAAACUUGAGAAACCUUCAGCGCUUCAACUUGAGUAACAACAAACUUACAGGAUUUAUUGGUGAUCAUAUAUGUAAAUUGCAGCAUUUGGGUGAUAUUUACUUGGGUCGAAAUCAACUUUCAGGAUCUCUUCCUAACUGUUUAGGGAAUAUUACUAUCCUUAGGGAGAUACAUCUGGGUUCCAAUAAAUUGAGUUCCAAUAUACCACCAAGCUUAGGGAAUAUUCUAGAUCUAGUGGUUCUUGACUUAUCGUCAAACAACAUGGCAGAAAUUGGAGGAUUGCAGAAUCUGGCACACCUUUCUUUGAGACGCAACCAGUUGCAAGGAGCUAUGGUAGGUUUGGAAUUCCUAGAUCUUUCUCAUAACAAUAUAUCUGGAGUCAUUCCUAAGUCUUUGGAGAAACUUCAAAACCUGAAGUAUUUCAAUGUUUCUUUCAAUAAAUUGUAUGGUGAAAUACCCUCGGGAGGUCCUUUAAAGAACCUCUCGAGUCAGUUUUUCAUCUACAAUGAAGCAUUGUGUGGUUCUUCAAGAUUUGGUGUCCCUCCAUGCCCCACUUCAUCAAAGCAUAGAUCUAAUAGGAAAAAAGUGCUUGUUGUUUUUCUUUUGCUGGGAAUUGCACUAGUAUUUGUUCCUAGCAUCUUUGUGUUUUUAUCGAUAAAGCAACUGAUGCGUUUAGCGAUAGUAAUCGGAUUGGUUCCAGAAGUUUUGGCUCUGUUUGCAGUUAAAGUGUUCAAUCUGCAACUAGAUGCGGCAAGAGCUUUGAUACAGAAUGUGAAGUUUUGCGCAGCCUUCGCCAUCGGAUAA